AUGCUGCUGCGCUACUGGCUCGCAGCGCUGUUGCUCUGCGUGCGCUACCCGUCCGCGGCGCUAUUGCUGCUCCACUUGACGUGGCACAUAACCUCGAGGCUGCUGCAAGUGCUGAUGCUAUUUGUAGGUGGCGGCACGUUCUGGUGGGUGCUGCGCUCGUACCAAUUGCAAAAAGAACAGGAGCUUUUGGACCAUGCGGUGCUCAAGUUCAAGUUCUGUCGGAAGUACCACCACCGAAGUAGCAGCAAUGGUAGGAGAGACGACGAAAGUGCUCACCAGCUACGUGGGCGUAAGCGCCUGUCUGUCGUUGCGCACCUGCGCUCGUCUUGGCACUUACCGUCGGAGCUCUGCGAUGCUGUUGCAGCACUCGUACAGUUGAUUGUCCAGAACUACGUCGAUGGCUGGUUUCAAGCGGUUUCUCUGGAUCAAGACUUUUCUAAUGAUGUCAAGCUGUUGCUUGCUGAUUUACUGGGCGCCCUCGCAUCUCGAGUGCUAGAGAUUGAUUCGUCCCAGGCACUGACGAUCUUUGCAAAGAGUCUCGAGCUCCUGAGGCUGCAUCUUGGCUGGUUCCGGGAAGUCUAUGCACAUUUGGCGGACGAGUAUCCAGCUGUAUUUGAAGGCGACGAAAACGACGUGAAUCUACUCAAGAGGCAAAUGUACGUGGCAGCAUUUGUACGGAAAUCGUCCUUUGUUCAUCCAGGCUGCGUCAACUCGGAGGUUGUCCCGUCGGAAUCUAUGCUUGGCCAAGGUUGUAGUGACAAGAAGAAGGCUGGAAACGAUGCAGCAGAUGCGUACCUUCGGCAUGUAGCGACGCAACUGCUUGCUUACUUGAAGCCUCAGUUGGGUCAAGAGCAAGACACAAAUGUGUUUGUGUCCAUGGCCAUUAAUUUGCUGCGUGAAGUAGCGGUUUUUAAAAUCCUCAAACCGCUGUCAGAAUACUCACAACCGCGGUACGCCAACGAGAUCGUGGUAUCUUGCCUCCGUGAGGUCGUUGACGAGAAAGUUGCGAUGGUGUCAAAGUCGCCAGGCAUGGUCUCAUUGGGGAACGGUGUUGGAAAGGUGCCAACCGUGACGCUGAAAAAACUUCGGUCGACGUCUAGUAGCCUGUAUAAAGCCAGCAGGCGCAGUGGGGAGCAUGCCGAAGCAGCCUUUCAAGCAGUCGUAGAGGCUGUGGCAAGUGCAGCGUCCUCAGUUGCUGCAGGCGCUGCGGAGAUGGUAUUUGAAGGAGAAGACUGGACUGAUUUAGGGAGCAAUUCAUUUGCGUUUGGCAAUGCUGUGUUUGGUACUAGCUCAAGAGGUGAAAUUGGUGAUAGGAAAACAGUGUCGUCAAGGUAUGGAUUGGACGACCGCCUAAGUGUUGCUAAGACUGCAAAAAUGAUGAAUCCUCGUGGAUUGAUUCCAGGUGGACUUUUGUCGCACAAGAUGGUGAUGAGUGAGAACAGUCGUAUAGGUGCUCACAUGGAUGACCUCAUGAUGAAUGCAAGGUCCAACAUCGGUUCGAGCUUAAACUCGUCGAUCGGCAAAGUCAAGAAGCGCUUCCGCACCCUCGGCAAUCAUCCGAUGGAUCCUCUGUCCACACCACCGCUCAGCGCGGGCGCGGGGACGGGGACGGCAGCUCGAAUGAUUCGCAAGCCAGGACAGCUACUUCAUAAGGCUUGGAAACGAAGCGAGUCGGCUACUAGCAUGCGGAGCUCUUCAUUUGAUAGCGACACAUUGACGCCCACAGGCCAAACUCGAGUUCGUAGUCGCACCCGUACCUUGGGCUCGCUCAAUCCUCUCGAAAGUCCGAUUUGUAAUGACGAAGAGAUGGCAGCGACACAAACAUCGAGCAGAGGUACAUGUAUGGUCGCUGUGCGGGAGCGUGUUGUCACCUACUUGGAAAAGGCAGUGGCGGAUUACACAAAAACGCACGACGAGUGUAGCGAAACGCGCAGCUCAGUGCACUCACGCGAGCUGUACGACCUUCUCUCCGCCAUGGAAAACGUGCUAAUGCUAGGCUACCGCGGUCAUGAUUCAGACGACGAAGGUGACGACGAACAGCCAUCAACUCCCCCGCUAUCCCCAAUCGUUCGGCGGCGCUCUUCUGUAGUGUCGACAAACGAUAAGGCGACGUCUUCGCAUCGCGACAGCGUGGAUACGGAUAGAUGCUACUAUUCGGAUGAAGAACAGCAUGACGAUCAGUACUACUGGGAGUUUCUUGCGCGGGACAGGUCAGGUGCGGGAAUGCUUAACGCGCAUUGGCGGUCUGUGGUGUCCGAUUGUCAAGCUUGUAUCCCGACUGAGUCAUUCAUAUCUACCCGUGGAGCUCAAUGGCUACUAGCUGCGAUCGCAAAAGGGUCCCUGGGCACUUUGUGUGCGGAGCUGUAUGCACAUAGCGAAGUGACGGAGUUAUUUUAUGAAGACUUCGCGCUACUACUUGACAGGAGUCUCACUGAUUCCAUACUGCAUACUCUGCAUCAGCUCGACAGACUAGAUGUUUCGCUGGAUGUGUAUGCUGUUCGGGGUAAUCAAAGUGACGUAGACCAAGAGCUUGGUGUUUCGCCUCCCCACCAGUGGCAAUCUGGACACGAAGCAUCAUCAAGUGCCCCUGUUUGUGUGUUGGAACGAGUGUGGGAGACUGAGCGCUACGUUCCCAUAAACGGAUGGGUGAAAGUGACAGAUAAGCGGCGGCAGGAACUCCCGUCAUCGGAAUGGGUUUGGGAAGACGACUGGAGGCUUGAUGAUUCUGGAAAUAGUUUGGGGGAAGUUCCAGACAGCAAGGCGACAGCUACCACGUGGCAAUAUGCAAAAACCUUCGAAGAUGAUUUUCACGAUACGGAAAUGGAGUUGGAUUGUGUACGGCGGCGGCGGUGGGUACGCCGGCGACGUCAGCAUCCAGCAGGUAUACCUCCGUCCUCACUGCAGGUAUCCCCAAAGACUAUCUGUAUGUCUUCUCCUCUAGCAUCUUUCGCUGUUUCGAAUGGAGUCGAUAAAGCAAAAAAGCACGAGCAGCGGUGUAAUGCGUCGAGUCGUGAGCACAAGAAAAAUGGAGGAGUAAAGUCCGUGAUGGAAAGUCGAUUGAAAAGCUUUGGUCGAGUAAUGGCUGAUACUUCGACGAGACAUGCGACAUUGGGAAUGACCGAUUUGGAUGAUUUACAGCGCGCAUCGACAAAAACCUUGGCUUUCAUGAAAGCCCGCGCGUCCAUCCCUUCGUUGCGGCGCGGAAUUUCUAGCAUGAGCAUGAAGUCCCCGACUAGCGAUACUCACUCUUUUCGAGCGAAACAGUCGAUUGACGAGAACCUAGCGGUUUUGUGUGACGAAGACAGAAACGAUGGUGAGACUUUCUGCAGCCGCUGCCUUUCAGCUCUUCCGCGCUGUGAGUCGAGCGAGUACACUUGCGAGAGCUGCCACGAACGUGUAUGCGCUUCGUGUCUAGCUUUCCAUGCAUUCGUCGUCUAUCCCCCGCCUCUCGGAACCUCGAAGAAAGCACGAGUGUGUGGAAUCUGCUACGGCCGUCUAGUGAGCAAAUAUAAGCUGCGGCUGGAAGCCCACGUCGGCAAGUACUUGACCAAGGAGUGCGACCCCGAGACGCACGGUAUGUUUGGCUUGAGUACUGUUACUGGCUUCGCCGACGGAGAUGGUAGCAACGAUAUUUCUUACCAUUCGGUUUCUUCUAUUGGUGAUGGUGGCACUUCAGAAGGCACCUGCAGUUCCUUAGCAACGAGACAGGCAUCCUGCCCUUUGGGCCCGGCUGUUGGUCAAGACGGUCAGAAUUUUGAGAUCACUGUCCAGGUCAACGGUGACAGUGCGUAUGCAUGGCAUGUAGUCAGGACCUUCCACGAUUUUGAGGUGCUGGAGAAACAGUUGGCUGAAAAGCUUGAGAAGCAAGAGAAGAAGUACGGGAUGGGAUGUCAGGCGUGUCAUUUGAGCGGUGUCGAUUACAGUGAGAUUUCUUGUAUCAACCCGUCCCUCAAUGCUGUUGCGGUGACAGCUUUGACCUACGAGAAAAAGUUGUACAUUGUCGAGCACUUCUUGCAGCAAGUGUUGGCGUGCGAUACACUGUGUCAAAGCUCGGUUUUGCAACAGUUUCUCCUGCUUCCUGCCGCACUUCGCAUGACCUGCGCGACUGGUAACCCAUCGUUGUCCAUACAGGAGACUGAUACGUUUAAGCGCGUCAGUAGAUUGACCGAUGGAAAUCGAACUUCUCCGUCAGCAGCGUCUUCUACUGAGGAUAGCGCGAUUGACAACACAGCUGGAAGGCGGGGCGAGGUCGACCGUGCUGAGGGUAUGUCGGAUGGAGCUGGCAAAUGGCAAAAAGAGCGAUGGGUAGCGGCGGAUGGAGACUCGAAGGAGACCAAGAUGCGUGUUUUGCAAAAGAUUGAAGUGAGUCUCUUCGCUGUGCUGGGCGAGGUAUUCGAGUUCGACGGCAUCGGCGUGGUGCGCCGUCAGAUCUUCUCGAUGACGCGGUCAUUCAUCAAGGCUUUCCUUGGUGCCUCACACUUUCGAAUGCUAGAGCGGCAGCUUCUGUCUUUCACGGACCCAACGAAACUUGCAGGCUGGAUAAAUGACUUGCGGCUGUACAUUUUCCCUGAUCCUGGCAGUGCCGAUGUCGUUCCGUGUCCAGCUCCCGACAUGCAAGUCCUACGCAAAGAAUGUCUCGAAGCGAUCCUCGCCAGCUUUCCUUCCAAAGUGCUAUCACUUUUCGGCGACACUGCAUGCGAGAACGCAUCGCUCAAGCUGCACGAGUUCUUGCAGCACGAGGUUUUUGUGAAGAAUCUGCUCUUUAGUAUCACGGACGAGCUGCUGUUGCACCUGUUCCCGGACUCGACCACAUUCAAGGGCAUGGACACACCAAACGAGAUACCAGCAGCACCGAUGCCCGCGUGUUCCUCUGCAGCAGAAGUCGCUACUACCAUCUCUAAAGAAGCCGUUGCCGCGUCGAUCAUCGACGGCACAGUGAGCUGA
This is a messenger RNA of Peronospora matthiolae, 4944 nucleotides long. Lineage: Eukaryota; Oomycota; Peronosporomycetes; Peronosporales; Peronosporaceae. The record is from the annotation of a GenBank genome assembly.